Molecule: messenger RNA, 953 nt
Organism: Chilo suppressalis (striped riceborer)
Lineage: Eukaryota; Metazoa; Arthropoda; Insecta; Lepidoptera; Crambidae
Source: the annotation of a GenBank genome assembly
GUCCCAUACCAAAUGAUAACAAUUCCCUUUUGUUAGUUCGACGUUUACACUCGUAUUUAUAAAACGUGUCAGUACUCCAAUAAAUUUUUAAUUUUUAAACCCGUGAUUUCAACGAAAAUGUUUACGAUGAAAAGUUUGGCAUACUCUUUGGUGUUUUUUUGUGUGAUCGUGAAUAUUGCAAUCGGAAAAUAUGUGAAUAAAAGGAAGUGUCCAGAAGUACGAGCGGUGCCUCAUUUCGAUUUAACUCAGAUGUUAGGCGAUUGGUACGUGGUAGAAUACUAUGCCAGUGCAGAAGAGGCCCUCUCAUACAGUUGUAUGAGGGCUGUAUUCACACAGGAGGAUCACAUACCAGCUGCAGACGGCUCCGUGGAGUGGACACCCGGAGUGACGAUGAACUUUACAUACCGAUUCGCCGAUGACCCCCUCGGAGAGAACCUUCUUGGAAACAUCACGUGGAGAGUAGACUUGAAUGAACCAGCACAUUGGACGCAUGCAGAAAGCACUUAUGAUGGUAUAUACAACACCUAUGUCCUGGACACAGAGUAUAAGACCUGGGCCUUACUGCUCCAUUGCGCAGAGCAGAGGGAAGGGACCAGAUGGCUCAGCGCGUUCGUACUGUCGAGAACUACCGGCUUACCUAAGAAUGUUAUGGCUUACUUGAGAGACAAAUUGCCAAGGUAUGACGUGGAUGUGAAAUACGUCUUCCCAAUUUCCCAUGACGACUGCUCCUCGAAACCUGCCGUUGCAGAUUUCAGUCCGAUAUUCGUCGAACUCGGCAGCAAAGUCCCAAGGAAACCUGGAAUUUCUUACAACCUUGCUUUCGGGCAUUAGAAUAUUUUGUAUAUUGUAAGCUCGCUAACAAAGUAAAAGGCACCUACACUUAAUUCGAGCUUUUUUUCAUUAUUAAUUUGCAUUUUCUGAGAACAUUUAUCAUAGUAGUGUAUAUUUUUUUU